Molecule: messenger RNA, 1520 nt
Organism: Dipodomys spectabilis (banner-tailed kangaroo rat)
Lineage: Eukaryota; Metazoa; Chordata; Mammalia; Rodentia; Heteromyidae
Gene: Snai2
Product: snail family transcriptional repressor 2
Exons: 3
Coding region: 132-917 (261 amino acids)
Biological process (GO): regulation of DNA-templated transcription
Molecular function (GO): DNA-binding transcription factor activity, RNA polymerase II-specific; RNA polymerase II cis-regulatory region sequence-specific DNA binding
Source: RefSeq, a predicted model, not a curated record
UCCGAGCGCGGCCCUCGCCCGCCCUCGCCCGCCCUCGCCCGCCCCGCAGCCGGCCGCGAUGCUGUAGGGACCGGCCACGUCCUCCCGCCGGACCGUUAUCCGCGCCGGCGCCCGCCGCACCCGCCCGCAAGAUGCCGCGCUCCUUCCUGGUCAAGAAGCAUUUCAACGCCUCCAAGAAGCCCAACUACAGCGAACUGGACACACACACCGUGAUCAUUUCUCCAUAUCUCUAUGAGAGUUACCCUAUGCCUGUCAUACCAAAGCCAGAGAUCCUCAGCUCAGGGGCGUACAGCCCCAUUACAGUGUGGACUACAACAGCUCCGUUCCACUCUCCUCUUGCCGGAUUCCCCUCAGCCCUGGGGCGAAUGAGCCCCCCUCCUCCUUCCGACACCUCAUCCAAGGACCACAGUGGUUCGGAAAGCCCCAUUAGCGAUGAAGAGGAAAGACUACAAUCCAAGCUCUCAGACCCCCAUGCCAUUGAAGCGGAGAAGUUUCAGUGCAAUUUAUGCAAUAAGACCUAUUCCACUUUUUCCGGGCUAGCUAAACACAAGCAGCUGCACUGCGAUGCCCAGUCUAGGAAAUCUUUCAGCUGCAAAUACUGUGACAAGGAAUAUGUGAGCCUGGGCGCCCUGAAGAUGCACAUUCGGACCCACACGUUACCUUGCGUCUGCAAGAUCUGCGGCAAGGCCUUCUCCAGACCCUGGCUGCUUCAAGGACACAUUAGAACUCACACUGGGGAGAAGCCUUUUUCUUGCCCUCACUGCAACAGAGCAUUUGCAGACAGGUCGAACCUGAGGGCUCAUCUGCAGACCCAUUCUGAUGUAAAGAAAUACCAGUGCAAAAACUGCUCCAAAACCUUCUCCAGAAUGUCUCUUCUGCACAAACACGAGGAAUCUGGCUGCUGCGUAGCUCAUUGAUGCAACCAAUGUUUACUCAAACAGAUGCAUUUCUUCACUCCGACACCAAAUGACAAAUAAAGUCCAAAGGCAUUUUCUCUUGUGCUUACCAACCAAAUAAUAUGUAUAGACACACACAUACACAUGCAUGUGUGUGCACUCACAUACAUGUGCACAUACACAAGCUGCAAGAGCACGGAACCCAUGUGUUGAAAGAUAAUCCUUUCCAUGUGAAGUUGAAAAUUACUAUCUUUUUUUGCUGACAGCUAGAUUGAGAAGAUAAAAGACAAGAACCUUUCUCUUCAAAGAUGAAGUGAAAAGCACAUUGCAUCUUUCCUUACGGAAAAAGAAUGCAAAGAUUUACAUUGCUGCCAAAACAUUUCAACUGAAAAGAACAGUAUUGCUUUGUAAUAGAGUUUGUAAUAGAAUUUCCUAUAGGAAGAGAAUCUGCCAGACGCGAUCUCAGGUGCCUUAUAAAGUAUUCCAAGUUUACUUCAUUACUUGUCUGAUGUCUGGUUUGCCAUCAUUGAAUUAAAGCCUUUUUUUUUUUUUUUUUUUGGAUUACUUAUAAUGCUUUAAACUGUAUUUUUAAGAGAGGAAAAAAAUAAGAACAAGAAAAAAACA